AUGGCUGUUCCAGGCACUCAGAUCUCCAAGCGCAGAAAGUUCGUCGCCGAUGGCGUCUUCUACGCUGAGCUCAACGAGUUCUUCCAGCGCGAGCUGGCCGAGGAGGGCUACUCCGGCGUCGAGGUCCGCGUCACCCCCACGGUAACCGACAUCAUCAUCCGCGCCACCCACACCCAGGAGGUUCUCGGCGAGCAGGGCCGCCGCAUCCGCGAGCUCACCUCGCUCAUCCAGAAGCGCUUCAAGUUCCCCGAGAACUCCGUCUCCCUCUACGCCGCCAAGGUCCAGAACCGCGGUCUCUCCGCCGUCGCCCAGUGCGAGUCCCUCCGCUACAAGCUCCUUAACGGUCUCGCCGUCCGCCGCGCCUGCUACGGUGUCCUCCGCUUCAUCAUGGAGUCCGGCGCCAAGGGUUGCGAGGUCGUCGUCUCCGGCAAGCUCCGCGCCGCCCGCGCCAAGUCCAUGAAGUUCACCGACGGCUUCAUGAUCCACUCUGGUCAGCCCGCCAAGGACUUCAUCGACCACGCCACCCGCCACGUCCUCCUCCGCCAGGGUGUUCUCGGCAUCAAGGUCAAGAUCAUGCGCGGCUCCGACCCCGAGGGCAAGGCCGGCCCCCAGAAGACCCUCCCCGACGCCGUCUCCAUCCUUGAGCCCAAGGAGGAGCAGUCCGUCGUCCAGCCCAUGUCCCAGGACUACGGCGCUAAGGCCGCCCAGGCCCAGGCCGCCGCUGAGGCGCAACAAGCGGAGCAGCAGCCCGAGGCUGGCGAGGAGGCUGAGGCUCAGUCGUAG
Colletotrichum abscissum is the source of this 783-nucleotide messenger RNA. Its product is annotated as 40S ribosomal protein S3. NCBI's taxonomy places the organism in Eukaryota, Fungi, Ascomycota, Sordariomycetes, Glomerellales, Glomerellaceae. Gene Ontology annotation, biological process: translation. The transcript has 2 exons. Gene Ontology annotation, cellular component: nucleus; cytosolic small ribosomal subunit. Bases 1 to 783 code for a protein of 260 amino acids. The record is from RefSeq and is a predicted model, not a curated record. Gene Ontology annotation, molecular function: RNA binding; structural constituent of ribosome.